AUUCCACUGCUGCACCCAACUCUUUCUCACGACAACCAACACUACAACAAGCAUCCACCGCCACCAUGGGCCUCCCCCGCUCCCUCGCCUUCCUCCGCACCGGCACCGGCGGCCAGUCGCUCGAGGUCUUCAUCGACCCCCUCUGCCCCCCCUCGCGCAACAUUACCCGCUCGCUCGCCGCCAACGUCGUGCCGCAUAUCACCAAGGGCGGCAAGUACGAGGGCAAGCUGCAGCUCAUUACGCGGAUUUACCCGCAGCCGUUCCACUACCUCUCGGCGUACCCGUCCGAGGCGCUCCUCGUCUUUGGCCAGGAGCACCCCGACCUGUUCUGGGACUACCUUCUUGCUACCUACGACAUCCAGGAAAACUUCUUCAACCGCCUCGUGCUCGACAAGACGCCGCGCGAAGUCACUGCCGCCUACGUCGACGUCGCGGUCCAGGUCAUCCAGAAGGCGGGCAAGCUGGGCGCCGAGAGCGUCGAGGUCGCCAAGGAGGCGCUCACGUCCAAGCUCGCCGUGCACGAGAAGAACAAUGGCGGGUCGAGCGCCUUCCUCGACUUCAAGUUCUUGAUCCGCGAGGGCCGCCAGAACGGUAUCCACGUCACCCCGACCGCGCUCCUCAACGGCCUCGAGGACCCCGCCGUCUCGAGCGGCUGGGGCAAGGCCGAGUGGGAGCAGUACCUUGCCGACAAGCUCGACUAGGAUGAGGGCGGCGGCAGCGGCUUGGGCGCCAAGCCGCGGUUGUAGUACACGCCGCGUUGUAGUACGGUGAUAACCAGAGUCUAUAAGAUGCAUCAUCAAAAGUCGUCAA
Molecule: messenger RNA, 810 nt
Organism: Vanrija pseudolonga
Lineage: Eukaryota; Fungi; Basidiomycota; Tremellomycetes; Trichosporonales; Trichosporonaceae
Exons: 6
Coding region: 66-701 (211 amino acids)
Source: RefSeq, a predicted model, not a curated record